UUUCAUCCCGAUACAUCAAGGAACACGGCGCCACGCAACUUAUAGCUCCUAGAAUCUCUAAUAACUCCGCGUGGCUAUCUUUCAAACAGUUUAUUCUUGACAUAGGGGCCCAGCCUCAUUACCGCCAUGGAUUACGAAAUGGAUAUCGAGCCCACCGGGCCCCAGGUCACAGUGCGAGAGGCCGAACCCUACCGCGUAGACUUCAAACUCAGCUCCGUGGACCUCGCCUUCGCCAACUCCGUCCGGCGCGUGAUGCUCGCUGAAAUCCCCACGAUGGCCGUCGACCUGGUCGAAGUCGAAAAGAACUCAUCCGUUCUUCCAGACGAAAUGCUUGCCCACAGAUUAGGUCUGAUCCCGCUGAUCUCGAAAAACUGCGACCAGGACGUCGAGUACACACGCGAUUGCGAGUGCGAGGACCACUGUGCACGGUGUAGUGUUACGCUUUCGCUGCAUGCGCGGUGCACUGGCGAUGAGAUUAUGUGUGUGUAUGCGCGCGAUCUGGUUGUUUCUGGGGAACGCGCGAACGAAUGGGUUGGGAGCCCUGUUAUUACGGACCCGGAGGGGAACGGCCCGCUUAUUUGCAAGUUGAGGCGUGGGCAGGAGCUUAAGAUGACUUGCAUUGCGAAGAAGGGAAUUGCGAAGGAACAUUCAAAGUGGGCGCCUACUGCCGCGAUUGGGUUCGAGUAUGAUCCGCACAAUAACCUCAAGCAUGUGGAUUAUUGGUAUGAGGAGGAUCCCGUUAAAGAAUGGCCCGUUUCCCAAAACGCCGCAUGGGAGCACGCGGCGGCCCCCGACCAACCAUUUGACUACGAUGCACAACCAAACAACUUCUAUUUUGACAUUGAAAGUAUCGGCAACCUUGAGCCUGAUAUGAUUAUCCAGCAAGGAAUUGUCGUUUUGCAACGUAAACUUGCCUCUGCUAUCUCAUCGCUCUCCGGUACCGAAGGAGGCGAUCACAACGGCGUUCCCGACGAAGACAUGAUGGGUGUUCGAAGCCCAGACGCCUAUGAGCCUCCAGAGGGCAUGGACGGUAGCUUCACAGCAUAUGCUAAUGGAGGUGCUGCGAGCGCCUGGGGUGCUACAGCUGCGACACCCUACGGAGCUACUCCUUAUGGCGGAGGCAAUUAUAGCUUCUAAUCUUCUGCAGAAAAAAUAUCUCAAUCCUUUCCUUUGUCUGUAUUGGAGCUUGAAUUGGGAAGGGAAAAGAAAGUGGGGAAAAGAAUCUACUUAUUAACUUCAUUUAGCAUCGGACGGAGUUUGCGGCUGGGAGGGUUCAUUUGGGCGCCUAGGCGCGGUGUUUUCUAUUUCGUUUCUAUUUCAAUAACCUCUGCUUUGCCCUCCAUCGACAUAGUAUCAGCAGAAAUUCUUUUACAUAUAUUCUUUUUGCCCUUUAGUUCAUGUAAUUAUAGAGCAGCAAAUGCAUUGGACAAUGAACUCAAUACAACACCACAUAGGAACUAAAUUUCAAGAUAAUUGAAGUACAC
Aspergillus versicolor CBS 583.65 is the source of this 1484-nucleotide messenger RNA. Its product is annotated as DNA-directed RNA polymerase II core subunit RPB3. Gene Ontology annotation, molecular function: DNA binding; protein dimerization activity; DNA-directed RNA polymerase activity. The transcript has 3 exons. Gene Ontology annotation, cellular component: RNA polymerase II, core complex. The record is from RefSeq and is a predicted model, not a curated record. Bases 127 to 1137 code for a protein of 336 amino acids. NCBI's taxonomy places the organism in Eukaryota, Fungi, Ascomycota, Eurotiomycetes, Eurotiales, Aspergillaceae. Gene Ontology annotation, biological process: DNA-templated transcription.